CUGUGGCGGUAAGUGCUCGAGCUGCUAACCUGAUGCUAACAUGUUCUUAUCGGAGCACACAGUGUGUAUAGAAGAAAAAUAGCUCCAUAUUGUAAUUAUUAAUUAUGAAAAACUAUUUCAGCACCGCCAUUUAUACUGGCAACAUUAAGGAAUCUACCAGUAGUCAUUAAUCUACUGUAAAGUUUAUUAUAUCGGCAACCGCGGGAUGUUAUUAAACAGCAACUCUUGUGUAAUAUCUGGGGUUUUGAGGAGGUCGUUGGGUAACAUAAGGGACGUUACACUUUCUCGUCCUCCAAAUGUCACAAAAGGACGACUCUGAAAAUGACAUCUGGGAGUAUAAACCUCUUGAGAAGAAGAAGAAAAAGAGACAGAAACCACCGCCUGCAGUUACAACCGUCACUAAAAGAAGAUGUACUUCAAGAAAAACCUCCAAGAGAGACACUGUUUUCUCAGACAAGGCACCUGAACGGACUGAAAAAGUCAAGACAGCUGAAAGUGGAGAUUUUAGUACUGGUGUUCAUGUAGACGGACAUGGCAGCUCAGAGACACAUACUGUACCCUCAAAGUUAUCUCCUGCUCAUGAGACAACCCAAACAGAUAGUGCUGCAGAGGGACCGUCCUCUGGAGACUUUUGUCCUAUGUGUCAGAUGCCCUUUUCCAUCUUGGUCGUACAGACUCAAAGAUGGCAUGUUGCUGAGUGUCUUGACACCGCCAGGGACAAAUGCAAAGAGUGUCCAAAAGGUCUACAGUGCUCCUCCACCAUCCCAAACCAUUACAAGAAAUUCAACCACACACUCCUGGCCCAUAGUCGAGCAAACAGUGACAUGGCCCUCCUCAGUCUGUCCCAGCAGGCCAAAACCACUGGGGAGACCAGCCUCAGUUGUCUCCAAGGACUGACAAACAAUGAGGUGGAUGAGUCUUCUUUAGAGACUUCACAGGACAGUGUUGUCAGUCUUUCUAUCUUAUCCCCUCAAAAUAACAUCACUGGAACACCUCCGUCUAAACUUACAAAUGGACUUCUGUUUCUGCGCUCACCUGGCCCAGAGGAUUUUAAGAAAAAGAAGGGCUGGUCGUCUUCUACCAAAAGCCAGAAGGCUAUCAGUGCUUCCCAAGAAGGUAAAACAGAGUUUUCAUCUACUCCUAUUAAGGAAGAUAAUGGAGGACAAGAUUUUCUCGAAAAUGACCCUCCUCCUGAAAAGGUUGAUGAUGCCAUAUCCUACUCUCCUCUUUCUGAGCUCCCUGCAGAGACUGAAGUCAAUAAUAGUGAGUGCAGAAAAGCCCUUUUUAAUUGUGAUGCAUUUGAAAAUGACGAUGAAGACUCAAUGCUACUGUUAGGUGACGACUUCUCAAGUGAGGAUGAACUCCUGACUGAAUUUAUAGAUAAUUUGGAAAACAAUAAUGUGUCAGUAAAGGACCUGUCUUCCUCAAACACCCAGCUGGAGUCAGUUGCCUCAUUACUGCCUGCUAAUCAGCUGGCAGCUGCUGCAGCUGGUGAAAACAGAGCUGAUUCCACAGGUGAAAAACAAGCUCAUGGUAAAUCUACUUAUGCCAUCAAUCCCUGUAAGACCAACAUUCAAUCUCCACAGAGUAUUGUUUUAGAGCACCUGAGAGAAAAACUUUUAAGCCCAGAUAACCUGCAUUUCAAAAAUUUGAAUGACAGUAUUCAGUCGGAGCAGCCUCACGCGAAUUCUCAUCAAGCGCCUUCAUCUCAAACCAUGCCGCCACAGAAGGGCCAGAGCAAGGCCGGUCAGGCCUCCAGUCUCAAGCAGACAGACAUUGGGGUGUUUUUUGGCCUCAAACCCCUCAAGGAGAAGGAGAAAGAGGCAGAGAGUGGACCAGCUGAAAUCUCUAUUCCAACAAUUAGCGAGAACUCAGGAAAGAGGCGACAAAGGAGAGACAGGACGAGGAGAAAUAAGGCUGACACAGCCACAGAUACCUCACGGGGGACAGAGACUGGGGAUAGCAGUGAUGUAGUGAAAGCUCAGGGAGAAGAAAGGAGAGGUUGGACCAGAGGAUGGGGACGAAGAAGGAACAGAGUGAAUGCUGAUGGAGAAGUACAAUUCCCGCGUUGUCCGUUCUACAAGAAGAUUCCAGGUACAAAGUUUGUCAUAGACGCCUUUCAUUACGGGGAGAUUGAGGGCAUCACUGCCUACUUCCUAACACAUUUCCACUCAGACCACUACGGAGGGUUGACCAAGAACUCCACGUUUCCAAUCUACUGUAACAAAAUUACAGGGAACCUGGUGAAAAGCAAACUGAAGGUGGCAGAGCAGUAUGUCCACAUCCUCCCCAUGAACACCCAGGUCACUGUGGAGGGAAUCAAGGUCAUCCUGCUGGACGCCAACCAUUGUCCAGGAGCUGCCAUGCUGCUGUUCUCUCUGCCUGAUGGACAGACAGUCCUCCACACUGGAGACUUCAGAGCUGAUCCCUCAAUGGAAACCUACCCUGAGUUACUUAGCUGCAGGGUGCAGACGCUCUACCUGGACACCACCUACUGCAGCCCUCAGUACACCUUCCCCAGACAGCAAGAGGUCAUCAACUUUGCAGCCAGCACAGCCUUUGAACUGGUGACGCUCAACCCACGUACACUUGUGGUCUGUGGAUCCUACUCUGUGGGGAAGGAGAAAGUCUUUCUGGCACUGGCAGAAGUCCUGGGGUCUAAAGUGUGCCUCUCUAGGGACAAAUACAACACCAUGUGCUGUCUGGAGUCGGAGCAAGUCAGACAACGUAUAACCACCGACUGGAAGGCAGCCCGAGUCCAUGUGUUGCCCAUGAUGCAGCUCUCCUUCAAAAAACUGCAGGAUCACCUGGCACGGUUUUCAGAGCGCUAUGAUCAGCUGGUGGCUUUUAAACCCACUGGUUGGACCUUCAGCCAGCAGGUGGAAUCAGUGGGAGACAUUCAGCCUGAGAUCAGCGGAAACGUCUCCAUUUAUGGAAUCCCAUACAGUGAACACAGCAGCUUUCUGGAGUUGAAGCGUUUUGUCCAGUGGGUCCAACCUCUCAAGAUCAUUCCUACAGUCAACAAUGGCAGCUGGACCAGCAGGAAGGCUAUGGAGAAGUGUUUCAGUGAGUGGCUCAUGGAAACUAAAGCUAAACUGUAGCUUAUUUACCAGAAAACUGUUGAACUGUGAACUCUGCUGCUCGUUGGUAACGAAAGCAAACCAACUAUUUUUCAUUACUUGAAAUGCCGUAUGAGCAUGGGGAACAAAUGUAUCUUAACACACUUUUAACACACUAUUAUUUGCAUUAACGUUGCUUGCCUCUGACAGCUGAGCUCGUAACAAAAGCACAUCAACACUGAUAAAAGGGGUAUAAAGGUUUUGCUUUCAUCCACAAUGGGCUGAAUUAAAUUAACUGACAACUUUGGAAGCGGUUUUGUGUGAACAAGAUCUGAGGCCCUACAUGUAUUGUGAACCACAGUUAGACCCCUGUCACCCAGAAGUAUUUUACAUUGGAACUGAUUUAAUUGGAUGUGUGCGGCUGCUGCCUGCUGUGGCCACUUCCAAUUAUACCACUGUUCGUCACCAAGAUGUGAGUGCUGCUUUGAAACUGUGCAAUUCCUAUUUCCUAA
Messenger RNA from Seriola dumerili (greater amberjack), 3571 nucleotides. RefSeq names its product DNA cross-link repair 1A (gene dclre1a). Lineage: Eukaryota; Metazoa; Chordata; Actinopteri; Carangiformes; Carangidae. The transcript is spliced from 9 exons. The coding region runs from base 297 to 3101 and encodes 934 amino acids. The record is from RefSeq and is a predicted model, not a curated record. Gene Ontology annotation, molecular function: 5'-3' DNA exonuclease activity; damaged DNA binding. Gene Ontology annotation, biological process: double-strand break repair via nonhomologous end joining; protection from non-homologous end joining at telomere; interstrand cross-link repair.